CUGGAGACUGCAGCGAGUGGCGCUGCGCGGAACGCAGCUGCGUUCGCCCGCCCCGUGAGCCCGCGAGCUGAGCCAGGCCGGGGCGGCCCGACCUCUCCUGCCCAGUUUGGGUUAGAGGAAGCCGGAAGCGGCCUCAGCAAGGUGAACCGCGCGAGGCUGCAGAGGACCGAUCAGAACGUUGCAGAGUUUGGGAUGUGCCGGGCCAGGUCGCUGAGGACUUGACUCACCUCUUCUCCCCUCCCUUUCCCUCCGCCUCCUCCCGCCUCCCACCGUCCAGUGGGCUUGUUCCGGGCCUCCAGCUGUCAGGCCCCGAUUUCGUGCCUGGGAGUGGCAACCCCGAUUUCUGUUUGCGUGCACAGCCAGCAGCCCGAGGACCAGAUCCUAAAGCUGGAUAUCUUUUGACUCGGCUGCUAGUCCGGACCUCAAAGUCCUGAGUGCGGGCCGCCGAGCCGAGGCCCGAGCGAGUCCUCAAGCGCCAUGGACGACCGGCAGGCUGGCUUGGAGGCGGCGGCCGGGGAAUGGGAAAUCGACGCCACCGAGGACAAGAAGGGGAUUUCUGGAAAACAGAAUAAUUUCGAGCGCAAAGCUGUUUACCAGAGGCAAGUCAGAACACCCAGUUUGCUGGCCAAAAGCAUUUUAGAAGGUUAUCGCCCAAUUCCAGCAGAGACUUAUGUAGGAGGGACCUUCCCUCUGCCUCCCCCAGUUAGUGACAGGAUGAGGAAAAGAAGAGCUUUUGCUGAUAAGGAGCUGGAGAACAUUAUGCUGGAGAGAGAAUAUAAAGAGAGGGAGAUGUUGGAAACGUCCCAAGCUGCUGCCUUGUUCCUGCCCAACCGCAUGGUUCCUGGACCUGAGUACAACUCCUACAAAAGUGCCUGCAGCUCCAGCCCAGUGGACCCGUCAAGCAAGGACUUCUGCAACUUUCUGCCCACCUGCCUUGAUCUAACCAUGCAGUAUUCAGGGUCUGGAAAUAUGGAACUAAUUUCUUCCAAUGUCAGUGUGGCCACGACUUAUAGACAGUAUCCCUUGUCCUCGAGAUUUUUAGUUUGGCCCAAGUGUGGCCCCAUUAGUGACACUCUCCUCUACCAACAAUGCUUGCUAAAUGCCACCACCUCAGUUCAAGCCCUGAAGCCUGGGACUAACUGGGACUUGAAGGUAGCACGAGUCCAGGAUGGACUCAGUGCAGAGCAUGACAUGAUGCCCCCGAAAUUAGAAGCCUCCCUGGUGCUGCCUCAUGCUCCAGAGGUCCAGACCUCGAGAAAUGACCUUCAGGGUCACCAGACUGUCCCUGAGAGGUCUGCAUUCUCCCCACCCCAACGGAAUUUUUCUCCCAUUGUUGACAUGGACUCCCUGGCAGCUCAAGGGCACGUCUUAACCAAGAUCAGCAAAGAAAACACCAGGCACCCUCUGCCACUUAAACAUAAUCCAUUCCACUCCUUAUUCCAGCAAACGCUUAAUGACAAAUCAUGUCCUGAGUUGAAAACACCAUUUGUCAAAGAGGCCUUUGAAGAGACCUCGAAGAAACACAGAGAGUGUUUUGUCAAGGAGAACCAGAAGUACACAUUUACAAUAGAUAGAUGCGCAAAAGACCUUUUUGUAGCCAAACAAGUUGGAACAAAACUCUCAGUGAAUGAACCGCUGUCAUUUUCUGUUGAGUCUAUUCUUAAGAGGCCUUCGUCUGCCAUCACUCAUGUCUCUCAGUGAAAGACUGCUUACACAGAAAGCUGGAUUUUCUGCAGUCUCAGAGAGUUUCUGUCAUUCGCUAACUUUUUUUAAAGUUAAAAUGUUUGUAUAAAGAAAUUUCUAAUGUAAAUGAUGAUUUCUAAAAAUUCUAUAUAUUCAUAUGCAUGUACUUUUUUUAUCACAUAAAUAUAUUUAAACUUAAAGAUUGCCCAAUGUGCAAAUUGUAAAGUUCCAUGCUCUACACAGCAUUUCAAAAGCAAUAAAAUUGACACUGUCUUCUAAAAUCCCAGUAUUUGCU
This is a messenger RNA of Carlito syrichta (Philippine tarsier), 1978 nucleotides long. It is a transcript of the gene DMRT2, whose product is annotated as doublesex and mab-3 related transcription factor 2. Gene Ontology annotation, molecular function: RNA polymerase II cis-regulatory region sequence-specific DNA binding; DNA-binding transcription factor activity, RNA polymerase II-specific. Lineage: Eukaryota; Metazoa; Chordata; Mammalia; Primates; Tarsiidae. The transcript is spliced from 5 exons. Gene Ontology annotation, cellular component: nucleus. Gene Ontology annotation, biological process: regulation of transcription by RNA polymerase II; sex differentiation. The record is from RefSeq and is a predicted model, not a curated record. Bases 478 to 1701 code for a protein of 407 amino acids.